AAUUCUUUCUUUUUCCUGUCUUUUAAUUAAUUCCACAGAGAAAGUUGCUUGUGUAAUCUAUGAUAUAGAGAUAAGCCAUGUAAAUCACCCAAUGAUGUCAGAAAAUCCUGUUCUUAAAGUUUAAUAUGCUUUCYCUUGAGUGCCAUUAAGUGCAGAAAUGUUUGGCGGAGUGAAACRUCAUUGGAGCAGGUUUAAUCACCACCCAGUCCAUUGCCCACACCUAUAUCUCACUAAUUAAGGGAACAGCUUGACUUUAUAUUUGUAAUAAAUGAUGCAAAACUUUACCUUGUACUGUAGACGUUUAGUUUAGCUCAAUUGAUUUGACUCUUUCAACUGAAGUAGCUGCAUUUGAAUGUUUCAUCUGCUAUCAAAUCAUAUUAGACACAAGGAAGAKCUUUAGSAUUUCACAUUAUUUUGGAUAAUUUUGUCAAAUUUCAAGUACUUUCCGAUGGAUUUCAGACCAAGGCACAGCGUUGUUCGAUAUGCACAAAGACGGUUUAUCACACUACUAAGGCAAUCUACAUCAGUAUGGUUUUGGGGGUCAAGACAACAAUCUGAGAGUGAAAUAUUAUUACAAGCUCUUCCACAAUCUCAAUACAAAGCUACUAAUUCAAGGAUUCCAAUGAAUGACUCUGUUAACUUGAUAAAUGCCAUAGAAGACGGCAGUUGUACACAAGUGUUGAAUUUGUUGGAAAAUAAGGGYAUCAACAUUGAACAAAAAGACCAGAAUGGCCAAACCCCCCUUAUCAUAGCUGCAGAAAAAGGAAAUGUUGCCAUAGUACAUGAAAUCCUAAAACGAAAUGCUGAUGUAAAUGCUCAAGAUAAUGAUGGAUGGACAGCCCUUAUUGCAGCAUGUAAGGAAGGUCAUGAGGAGGUGGUGAGAGAGUUACUGGAAUAUGGUGCUAAAAUACAAUUGGCUGAUUUGGGUGGCUGGACGCCUCUGGUAUGGUCGUCUUACAAAGGUCAUGGACAAAUAGUCAAAGMGCUUUUAGACCAUGGUGCCGACCCAAACGAAAAGGGACAGCAUGGCAUGACCGCCCUUAUAUGGGCAUCCGGGAGAGGACAUAUUGAAUGCGUUAACGAAUUGCUUGAAGCUGGAGCGUCUGCUGACUCAUCUGACAAAUACGGGACUACAGCGCUUGUGUGGGCAGCGAGGAAAGGCCAUCUAGAAGUCGUUAAAGCAUUGGUGGACAAAGGAGCGAGCAUCAACGUUGCUGGAACGAGAGGUUGGACAGCAUUAAUCAUGGCCGCUAAAGGUGGAUAUACAGACCUCGUAGAUUACCUCAUAAUUAGAGAUCCAAACAUCAACGCGACAGAUCAGGAAGGAUUUUCGGCUCUCGCAUGGUCAGCUAAGCAAGGACAUAACGAAAUCGUGCAAAAGCUCAUCUCAAAAGGCGCUUACUACAACCUUACCGAUAAGGAAGGCGAGACUGUUCUCAUUUCYGCGUCACGCGAUGGUCACGUGGAAGUGGUGAAGACAUUGUUGAGCAAAUACGCCGAUGUAGAUGCCGUCGAUUCGGAAGGCAAAACYGCGCUUCUUCACGCUGUCGARAAUGGUCAYACUCCUAUAGUGCGUUAUUUACUUGAAGCAAAUGCCAAGACCGAAAUACCAAACAAGGACGCUGAAACGCCAUUAAUAAGAGCAACUAUCAAGAAACACACAGAAAUAGUUGGUCUUCUGUUGGAGAAAGGRGCUUUAGUAUCAGCGUCUGACAAACGAGGUGAUACAUCAUUACAUAUAGCAGUACGCGGGAGAUUCAAACGCAUUUGUGAGCUGCUGUUAAGAAACCCUAAGGACGCUCGUCUUCUGUAUCGUCCCAACAAAGCAGGAGAAACUCCUUAUAACAUCGACAGACAACAUCGUACCAGCAUUUUAACACAAAUAUUCGGCACAGGUCUAAUAGCAAGUGGUAAAAAGUGUAACGAGGAGAUCAUGGGCUAUGACGUAUACACUAGUGCAUUAGCAGACGUGCUGUGUGAGCCCUCGCUUAAUAUGCCCCUUACAGUAGGACUGUACGCGCGUUGGGGCAGUGGGAAGUCGUUUGUUUUAAAACGAUUACAAGAGGAGAUGAGAGAGUUCGCCCACCAAGAUAUGCGUCCUGCGUUCCAGUUUUCCCGUUUCAUCUUCAUCAUAGUUUUAAUUAUGUCAAUCAUCAUUGGAAUCAUCAUGUGGGCUGCUYUGGGUAUCGUGGAAGGCAUUUGUAUUGGACUAGCCAUCUUUUUCGGCAUUUAUUCAUUAUUUCUAUGUGCAUACGUUGCUGACAGACGUUACGCCAGCGGCGAAACACCGUGCGCUGUUGGUGGCUACGUUGCGAAUACUGUUGCAACACUCAAGCUAUUAUCGCAAUUCAUUUUCUGUAUUCCGCCUUCUCCGAACGCUAUGAAGCCGUCGUUACCUGUGCGAUUCUUCUUUACGGAUUUCAGUAAGCUAACAUGCAGCGGGAGUGAGGCGGCUUCGUUAGUUGGAAUGAUAGAAACACUGUGUGACGUCGUGGAGUCAGAAUUUGGGUUCUUCGUUACGCGUCUUUACCGUGUAUUUCGUGCACCGCAUUCAGAAUACGACGAUGUUGGUUACGUAAACGCAAGAUGGAAGCGUUGCUGCUGUUGUGUACCUACUUUUAUUAUAUUUUUGUUUGUUAUUAUUUGCGGGCUGGCGAGUAUUAGUUUAUUCACCGUGAAUGGUCCCAAUGCGAGUUCUGCAAUCACAGGACUUGAGAUUGCCACGGCAUCGGUGGUGGGAGUGGCAAUUCUAGUCCACUUGCCAACACUCUGUUCCAUCCUUUACUCGCUUGCCUUUUCGCAGAAGAAGCGAAUAUCAGUUGUUGCUACUCAGCUUGGAUUGAAAGAAGAAGGUUUUAUUCAUGCUUUGAAGCAAGAAGUAGAGUUAUUGACUGAUCUCGUUAACUGUGUCGAUGGUUUUACGAGACAUCAAACGAGAAUCGUUAUCGUUAUCGAUGGAUUAGACAACUCCGAGCAGUCCAAAGUUCUCCAAUUACUUGAUUCGGUUAAUCUAUUAUUCACAGACCCCGAAGCACCGUUUAUUAUUUUGAUGGCAUUGGACCCAAGAGUGAUUAUCCGUGCUAUCGACCAAAGUUUCAGCAGUAUUUUACGAGAGUCGCACAUAAGUGCCUCGGAUUAUUUGAAAAGUAUUGUCCAGCUUCCAUUCUAUCUUCCUGAGCCCAAGUCCAACUAUACGGGAGUCUUAGGGCCUAAUAUCACCAGUUUACUAGAUGACGUACGACCAGUGGAUUAUGACAGCGAUCAUCACCCUGAAGUAGACAUACGUCCUAAUAGCAUUGUGCAUGACGAAAUGGAAUGGGACGGAGAAAUGCUUCAGUACGACAAUGACAAAAACGCCGCUCGCGCUCACAGGGACUUUCAUAACUGUAAUGGCGGAGUACCGGGUCGACCACACCCUGAUAUGAGCAUAGAUCAUUGUGCUGCAAUUUAUGAACCAAACGAGCGCGAUCCUUGCUUAGCCCUUGAUCAUCAAAGGAUGUUAGAACGGGAACUGGAAUUGGAGGAAAGAAGGAAGAUCUCAGCCGACCUGGCGCAAGUUCUUGCCGACAAUGAGACGGUCAACCCUCUCGGAGUUAAGCGACUAAUGAACAUUGUAUCACUUACGUGUCGGCUCCUUCGUGCUCGGGGUUUCGAGUACUCGUGGAAGCGACUGGCUGCAUGGGUCAGUUUAGUUGAUGGAUGGCCUUACAAAACAUCAUGGCUCGUUCUUCUCAUAGAAGACAGUAACACGCACAUUAGGGACAGUGUAUCACUGAAAGACCUCUAUGAAGCUACUCUCUCAGCAUUGCCUGUUAUAAACGAAGUGGAUUGUAUGGUUGAUGGGGACCCUGUGUACUUCGAGACUUUUCUGUCCUCACAUCAGCCUCUCUUGAGAGCUGCGGACAUCAGGCGUUUCCUUUCGAGUACGAUUCACUUGGACCAUUCCCUACGGCGGCAAAUGGUCGAGAGCAUUCAUACUGGAACAGGGACUGGCACCACAAAGUCGGAAACAGAAAGUAUGGGGAAACGAAGUUCAGGCUAUCAGUUAAAUACAUUGUUCAGUAACAAAGAGAAAGACAAGUUUAAUUUGCAGCAGCUCACCAUUGAUGAYAUAUGUAAACAGUUAUCAGAAAUGGARGGCUUGGAUCAGAAGCAAAUCUCAACAUAUCAAAAGGUCAUCUCUGAGAACAAUGUUAAUGGCAAAGUUCUAGCCACCUGUGACCUUAGCGAAUUAAGUCAGAUAAUGGGAAUGACCUUUGGUGACUGGCAGCUUUUUAGAGCAUGGAUUCUGAAUGCACGGUACCCCCAAGAAUGCGCUACUUGUCAAACGAACAGUCGAUGUGUAAGUCCUGGUGAUAUGCAAUGUCAACUGCUCAAGACAUCAUCCACCGGUUGGGAACAAGGGAACUUUCUUGGGACGCCAAGAAAAAGUAUGUCAGAUGCUAACGAAACGACACAAACAGAAUCUAACCAACUUGAUGACGUUAAACCAAUCGCUGAAGGGAAACUAGACGACGACAGUGACGUACCAGAAAUAAUUCUCCAACCUCCAUCAACGUCUGAGACAGAAGAGGAAGACAAUGGUGAAACUACAGAAACUGAGGUGGAAAACACUAGAGACGAAGAAGAUGGAGUCGUGGAAGCAAAGAUGACAAAGGCAGAUAAAAGACUCUCACAAGAGGAGCAAAGCUUCAACGUCAUGGCAAAACAAAUGGACGAUAAGUCGAAAAAGGCCAAUAGGAACUCUAGGGAAGAGACUCUCGUUGACUUGGAAACAGAUCACGUUGUAUCAGCGUCAGAGAAUAAAGAACCUUACUCUCCCAAGCCUCCUCUUGCUCUGUACUUCGAAGAACACGAAGAAUUCCCAGAACCACCUACUAACGUUCAAACACCAAGUAAUAAGAAUGGCGGAAUAGCUGAUCUUAUUGUGUUCAGUGACUCGAAAAUCGACGAAUCGAAAAAAUCGUACGAAGAUGAUUUAUGGAUUCCUAUUACAAAACCUCGAACAUCAUCCAUGGAGUCUAGCGGUAGUGCUGAUUUUCCACCCCCACCCUCCCCUCCCACAAUACAGGCUAUGGAAUGUACCUGUGAGAUGGUCGUACCUUUAGAAUCCAGAGAACUUGCGGUGGAGUCCGCGAAUAACUCCUUAUUUUUUGACUCUCAAGAAAAUAGCGCUGCUGAGAAACCUUCACCCAUAGUUUUCACCAUGGCGAAAAACGGACCUGUUAAAAAUGCAGUAGCCGUCAAGCGAAAUGGGCGAGGAAGUUCGAGUAAAGCUCCUCACACAUCUCCACGGUCUGUCAGUGAAUCCACGGGAUUUCAGACUACUUCGUAUUCCAACAGUAACCGAGGUGCCGCACCAAAAAGUGCAAAUGCGCAAUAUGUAGGAAGCGAAAAAAGUGCAGCAGCGAGACCUGUUUCGACAUCCGAUGUAAAUAAUCAGCAUUCUAGUGUAACAAGCUUGAAACAGAGAUCGGGGUCGGAGGGAUGGGUUUCUCCACUAAAAUCGGGUUCUCCACCGCAGCAUCAUCGAAAUGUACGGACCAACUCGAAAAACUCUUAUGGAACUAUCGAUAAUAAUGACUUACCUCCACCCCCACCGUCGUUAUUAAACGACGAAGAUCAAAACUCCCCGUGGGUACCCCUGUUACAAAGAUUCCAAGUAGACAAAGAAGCUGCUAUGUAUAUGGAGAGUGAAGAUAAUCGCCGAACAAAAUCCCAAAAGUCUUUUUCAGCUCAAGACCAGAAGCAACAGAAGCUCAAAAGUUACACUCCCGCACUAAGACCAAGUGUUGUGGAAGUGAAAAGUGACAAUAAAAAGGACAAAAAGAACGAGACUUGUGUGUAGUGGGAGACACGUUUUAAUCUGAUCAUGAAUCUCGCGUGGGACUGGAAUCWAGCCUACUGAUUUGACGCAGUUUUGUUGAAUUCAACAUCGGGCUUCAUUKUACUGCUUUGCUGUUUUUUGUACCAGUGGUUAAUUGUCAAUUURCAGUAGGAUAUAAUGACACCUUUGAAUGAGAGGUACUUUUUCUAUUCCAAAGAGGGUAGAUGCUUCAAAGAAAUGGAAGUAUAAGCUUUAUACACAAUAUCAAAUGAUUAUAUUUAAUAAUAAUAAUAAUAAUAAUAUUAAUACGAUGCUUCAUCAUUAUAAACUGUCUGACAGGCAUUUAAGUAUCUAAUGUAGUAUACAGAUAACAUUUAAUGUAUGGUCAGUUGGCUUCAUAGGUAACGAUUAUAACUCGUAGAGUUUUUAGUAGUUUUAUCAAUUGUAGAGUUGAGUAGAUUCCAUGCGCAGUCAGACGCAAUUUUCUGUAAUAUAAUAUAAUGUUUUAAUUAAAUAUGUUUCCCUUAAUGACGUCUUGAUUGUUUUGGCGAAGGUAUCGUGGUAUCGUGGUAUUGAUAUUGAAAAAUAUCAUKUCAUCGUUUUCACCCUUUCCUAUGAGAUUCAAAAGAUAAAAGACYGGCGGCCAUGUUGGAGGAAUGAGCAAAAGAUACUAAUURAAAAUCUUUUGUUAAAGUUCUUCCAAGRUGGCCGCUGUGACGUAACUUGAAAACGAAGAAUAUGGCGGCUGUUGCAAAACGAAGCAGCGUGAGGAAGGACGACCUUUCUUUCUUUGCAACAUGAACGUUUUCCGUUUUCGAGAAUGCUUUUGAGCAUACCUAAGUGUUUUWAGUGAUCUUUCAGAGCGUUGUCGACAUUUUGCAAAGRAGCGUCGUUUUCGUAGGUUUGAUCAGACAUCCACAAUCUUGGUACCAUGAUGCAUUUCGGUAAAAYGGAUAGUACGUCGCUAGGGGCAACGACCAUUGCAAAUGUUACCGUCUUUAUAGUGAGUGACUCAUAAAACCAGCGGGAUUUUUAUAGCGAAUGUUUGAUAGCCUUUUAAAGGCAUCUACCAAAUCGAUGUCUUUAGUGAUUUUGCUCAGCUCUCUGUCCUCAGGGAAUCCAAAACGAAACGAAAAUGCGUCAUUGUGGAUGACGUCAGGAACGACUCUCGCCUCCAUUUUGGAUGACCAAUGAGGAACUGUGCUCUGAACUUUGUUAUCUUAAAUAAUUCAAGAUGGCGGCUCCAAUGUAAAUGGUUCAUGUAUAUUAAUWGAGUAGUUUUCAUACCCUCCAAUCUGACAAUCUGUGAUACGCUGAAGCUAGUUUUAUUUGUGCAGCCUGUAAGACGGUGUCAUGCGUGUAACAGAAUAGUGAUAUGGAGCGYUUAAUCCGUGUUCUUUAGAGUGAACGCACUUAAUCCGUGCAAAUGUACAAAAUCUAAGUAGUACUAAUUUGUACUAAAAGUGGAGCUGAAGCAAGACGGUAUAGAAUGCUUCAUUUGUAUCAAUUUAAUUUGCGUACCGCAUGCACGAUUUACUAAAUACAACUAACUAGUGACUAUUUAGUUUGUACGGUUACACGGAUUAAAAACCAAGCUCGACACACAAUUCAAACGUUAUGUGUGUCAUGAAUCGACUAACGCGUUGCUAUAAAGGUUUCCACCCAAUUCAAACCACCCGCGAGCAAGUUUUAUUGUUCAAAAAGUUCAUUUUCCAUUGAAAAUUGGUUAGUAAAGCACAUGGCAACGCGUCAGUCGAUUAUGCCGCUAAUGAAAAUUUUCAAAUUGAAAACAUACUUAUUUAAUAUUUAUUUUUUUAGUACGCUCUGGUUGUUCUGUUUUCUUUCCUGUCUAUUUGACAUGCGACUUAAAUAGAUUUUGUUUCACUGGUAUAGAGACUUGAGACAUUAAAUCAAUUGUGCAAAGUAAUGCUGGUAGAAAAAAAGAAUUUGAAUAAAAUAGUACAAAAGA
Messenger RNA from Exaiptasia diaphana, 7796 nucleotides. Its product is annotated as kinase D-interacting substrate of 220 kDa. The record is from RefSeq and is a predicted model, not a curated record. The transcript is spliced from 20 exons. NCBI's taxonomy places the organism in Eukaryota, Metazoa, Cnidaria, Anthozoa, Actiniaria, Aiptasiidae. The coding region runs from base 449 to 5848 and encodes 1799 amino acids. Gene Ontology annotation, molecular function: protein binding.